Messenger RNA from Harpegnathos saltator (Jerdon's jumping ant), 873 nucleotides. Its product is annotated as transitional endoplasmic reticulum ATPase homolog 1-like. The coding region runs from base 1 to 873 and encodes 290 amino acids. The record is from RefSeq and is a predicted model, not a curated record. NCBI's taxonomy places the organism in Eukaryota, Metazoa, Arthropoda, Insecta, Hymenoptera, Formicidae. Gene Ontology annotation, molecular function: ATP hydrolysis activity; ATP binding. The transcript has 3 exons.
AUGGAAUCAGCGAUGCCGAAAACCUUAUAUAAUCAUCCAGUAUCACCGGUCUCCUGGUUCACUGUGGACGGGCGCAAACCUCGUACGAAGGCCGACGCCAACAUGAUUUUGUACUGUCCUCCGGAUACGGGCAAGACCGCGGCUGCACGCGCGGUCGCGCAAACAUUGCGACUCAACUUGGCGUUCGUAAACGCUGAGAAUCUUCUCUCCUCAUAUCGAUCCGAAACGGAAAAGAACUUGCGCAUCCUGUAUGAACGUAUGCGCGUUUUGGUUCACGUAACCGGCCGCAAUGUUAUUUUGCUCAUAGACGAAGUGGAUGGCUUGGUGAAGAAUCGCAGCGGUAGCAGCGGCGCACCGCCUAUCAGCAGCGGCGAUUACAGCUUGCUCACGCGGUUUCUCACGAUACUAGAGCCCAACGACGGUACGGAUAACUACGGCGUAACGGAUAACUUCAGCGUGUUUACAACGAAUCGAUUGGACAAUUUGGACGAUGCGUUUCGACGGCGAUGCAUCGCCGUCUUUUUCAGAUAUGUGACGAGUCGUGCGUCUUUGGCCCCUUUGGCCGGUCGCUUUCUGGCGGAUUCGAUGGACAACGUCAAUGAUAUUUCGCACAGCAGCGCGGCCAUGGGCGUUCAAAUACUGAAGCGCGAAUUUUACCUCCGAAUUUCUAGCAGCGACGGCGAACAGGAUGGUGGUGGUGACGGCGGCGGUGGUAUCGAUCAAACGCGUAGUGGAACGAACAGGGAAAUUGUUCUAGACAUGCCACCUCUCAGCAUUGCGGAUAUCGUUAAUUUAGCUUCACGGUACAAACCGAUCACGCGGUCACACAAAUACAACGAAUAUUUGGGCGACGACGACAGUACGCGGCACUAG